Molecule: messenger RNA, 1018 nt
Organism: Camponotus floridanus (Florida carpenter ant)
Lineage: Eukaryota; Metazoa; Arthropoda; Insecta; Hymenoptera; Formicidae
Exons: 6
Coding region: 289-897 (202 amino acids)
Source: RefSeq, a predicted model, not a curated record
AUUUUUCUUACUCGACAUCACGAUGGUCCUCGCGUUCUGGAAGAGAAAAUGCUCCAUCUGCAAACGAUGUUGUUAUUACGAAGGAGCGGAAUAUUUGCCGCGUAAAGACGAGGAACCGCUCCCACUCGAGAAGGAAGAAGCCAAAGUGAGCACUCGCAGAAAGAGAAUUUUUCCUAAUAUCUUACGCAGUAAAGCAUAAAACUAAAUUACCUCAAUUUUGCCACGGUGUAAAUUAGCCACGGCAUUAAUCAGCCAUUCUAAUUAACGUCUCUUGAGCGCGUGCAGAUAAUGAAGCACGACGUAACGACCAGUCUCAGCGACGUCAGGGUGCCGGACGAAUUAAAGACCAUCGUGACGCCCGAUCACUCUUAUCGUAAAGUCGAAUACGCUCGACGACGAGAGUACGUCGAUUCUCCUACCUGCGUCCCCUCGUUAUACAAUUUCAGUAUCGCCCAAAUCCAGACGGAACCACGCGAGACGUCGGUCGUGGAGAGUCAGACCCCGAGCACGGUCGUGAAAGAGACGCCGAUGCAAACAUUUGCCAAAUGCGAAUAUUGCGAACAAUUCAUGCAAACCGCUGUGUCACCCGAGGAAGCUACCAGACAAUAUCUCCAGUGUCCGCAAUGGUCCUAUCCGGCCAUCGUGCAAUUCAUCCGCGGAGGGGCCAGCAUGCCGUGCUGUCCCGGAUGCAAAUGUGCAACGGGAACCGUACCGCAAUCGCAAUCUCAACCGUUAUCGUCGCAACGUAUGAAGUCGGUUCCAACGACUCAAGGACCGGAAACUAGCAAUACAUUGACGAGUGAGGCGACACAGCAGAUUCGAGAUUCGAUGCGACAAAACUCACGACCGGAAUCGCUCAAACCGUCACGAGACUCACCCUCGCCUCUGUCUACGUGAAACCGAACAAGAAGAUUGAGACACCAUCGCAUAAUCCGAGCAAUUUCACACCCAAGCGAAAAGUCGAUACAACGGAAGGGAAGACAGACGGGGAUCUAACGAGUCAAUCCGACCAAGAAUU